AUGGACGCACACACCCCCUACGAAACCUUCAUCGUCGCCUCCCGCCACGGCGGCGCCCAGACGACCAUCGACCGCCUGAACCCCCAAACAGGCCAGGCAACGCCAGCCUACGUCCUGCACAAGACGCCGGGCCAGAAGACGGCCGCCGUGCUCUACGCCUCGGCGGGCCCGAACGCGCCCCCGGCCGGCACGUUCCGGCACCACUCGCUCUCGGCGGCCACGGACGUGACCCUGCGCGGCGGGCCCCUCUUCAAGAUGCAGCUCGUCGCCGAAGACUACCCCGCGCGCAAGCAGGUGUUUGCCUCGCCCGGCGGCGGCGCGCGGUUCACGUGGGGCAAGGACGCCGAGACGCUGUCCCCGCGCAAGCUGUCGUUUCGGGACGCCGCCACUGAGAGGGUGCUCGGCCGGUAUGCGAUGUAUCCGGACGGCAGGGCCGCGGGGCCGCGGCCUACGUUUUCGCUGUACGUGCCGCCGGGGACCGUGGACAUGGACAUGUUUGUGGUGACGGGCGUAGCGGCCAUGGAUCUUUGGGCGGGAGAGGAUGAGGCCGGGUUCAAGCUGCUGGGCAAGCUGUUUAGUUUCGCGGGAUGA
Molecule: messenger RNA, 591 nt
Organism: Verticillium alfalfae VaMs.102
Lineage: Eukaryota; Fungi; Ascomycota; Sordariomycetes; Glomerellales; Plectosphaerellaceae
Exons: 1
Coding region: 1-591 (196 amino acids)
Source: RefSeq, a predicted model, not a curated record